GCUGGAAACAUCUCCCACGCCUUGAGUCUCUCCAGGGAGUUUCUCCACUACGACCCCAGUAACCGAAGGGUGGCGAGGAACGUGGCCAAGUAUGAGAAGCUGCUGGAGACGGGGACGGUGGCGAGUGCCGGACCCCUGCGCCGCCCCAAUGGCACCCGUCUGCAGAGCCGCGAUGCCUACGAGGAGCUGUGCCAGCGCCCGGGGGGGCAGUACCUCCUCCUCCAGCCUGCCAAGAAGGAGGUGGUCCGGAUCCGACCCUACGUGGCUUUGUUCCAUGAUUUCAUCAGCGAUGACGAGGCUGAGACCAUCAAGGGGUUGGCAGGGCCCUGGCUGCAGAGGUCCGUGGUCGCCUCCGGGGAGAAGCAGCAGAAGGCCGAGUACCGGAUAAGCAAGAGUGCCUGGCUGAAGGACACCGCCGACCCGGCGGUGCGGGCGUUGGAGCUGCGCAUCGCUGCCGUCACCGGCCUGGACCUGCGGCCACCCUACGCCGAAUACCUGCAGGGGGGCAACCACGGGGGGUACGAGCCCCACUUCGACCACGCCACGUCCAGGAAGAGCCCCCUUUACAGAAUGAAGUCGGGCAACAGGAUCGCCACCGUCAUGAUCUACCUGAGCGCGGUGGAGGCUGGCGGCUCCACCGCCUUCAUCUACGCCAACUUCAGCGUGCCUGUGGUUAAGAACGCGGCGCUCUUCUGGUGGAACCUGCGGAGGAACGGGGACGGUGACGGGGACACCCUGCACGCCGGCUGCCCCGUCCUGGCCGGGGACAAGUGGGUGGCAAAUAAGUGGAUCCACGAGCACGGGCAGGAGUUUCGGCGGCCUCAUGUCCGAACUUUGGACAGGAAAGAAGCAUCUGGGCUGUUCCGGCAGCUCAACUCGUAA
Messenger RNA from Eurypyga helias (sunbittern), 882 nucleotides. RefSeq names its product prolyl 4-hydroxylase subunit alpha-3-like. NCBI's taxonomy places the organism in Eukaryota, Metazoa, Chordata, Aves, Eurypygiformes, Eurypygidae. Gene Ontology annotation, molecular function: iron ion binding; L-ascorbic acid binding; procollagen-proline 4-dioxygenase activity. The record is from RefSeq and is a predicted model, not a curated record. Gene Ontology annotation, cellular component: endoplasmic reticulum. Gene Ontology annotation, biological process: peptidyl-proline hydroxylation to 4-hydroxy-L-proline.